CUGGCAUGCUGUGAGGAGGAAGGGACUGGAGGUUGUGUGAGGGACAGGAAGGAGCGAGCCAGAACUGCAGAAGGAAGAGAGAAGGAGAGAAAGAGCCAGAGCUUCGUGGAGCUCCCCAUGGGAUGCUACCUAGAAAAGCUCCUGUCUACACGAGUUUGUAUGGGAGUUGCACAACUUACUUCCAGCAAGGCAAAGCUGGAAGUUUUCCUGUUCAUCUAGAAAGGGUAUCAAACCUUAAAAUGAGAGAUGCAUGAUUCAGCGUUGGUUUUGAUUGACUUUCAGACUUGUCUAUCAACACGUUUCUUCUUCUAUGCAAAAAUAGUGCAUAGGAUAUCCAAAAUAAUGGAAAAAAGGAACGGUGCGCAAUUGCUUUAGCAAUGAGAAGAGAACGGAUUGGAAUUGGCUCAGCAUGGAAAUAUGAUCGUGGUGAAUACUUGGAAUCUGAGCUUCAUGAUGUGUUUGGAGUGGUGGCAGAUAAGAGGAGCAUCAGAAAAAAGCCCAGGCUUUCCUGAGGAAGUGUUAAUGCAGCUGCAGGAUCAAGCUAAAAAGUGAUGUCCUUCACCACCUGAUACCUGCAAAGCUCCAGGCCCUUUUUGGAAAGCUUCAAAGAUUAAACCGCAGUAUUACUGCGAAAGUGACCAAUGCAGGUGCAGUAAGAAAGGAUUCUGCCCUGAGGGGAGGCGUGGGAAGCUCCGGUGUAACACACUGGAUGUCUCAGGAGUGAUGUGUCCGUGAUUAAUACGUUCAGGAGGGGCUGUUGUGCAACAGAACACUGAACAGGCAGUGGAACAGUUCUGUAGCAGCAUCGAUGAGGAAGCAGUUUCAGCCCUGUUUCCUUGCUUCUUUCAGCAGAACUGCAGUUGGUUCCCAAUGGCCUGGGCUCAAGACCCUUGCUUCAAGAAAGCUGUCUAGACCUUCAAGCUGUCAUACACAGAUCUUUACUGCAAAGGAGAAAGAUAGCCUGCUAAUUGCAGGCGUAUUGCUGCCUCUGGACAAAAAGCCAAAGUCCCUCCUUGGCAAAAUGAGGAGACAUGAUGGCAAAAUGGAAAGCUGAGAGUGUUUUGACAGGUGGAAAUACAAAUCCUGUACAAGAUCCAUCUCAGGGAAGGCAGAUGAUCUCAGUACUGAAUGAACUGAUGUUUUCCAAAGCACCUGAGGAGCAUUCCAGAGCAGCGGCUGUACAAAGCCACUGCUCCUUCUUCUAAUUGUGUGCAGUUUAAUUUGCCACAGGAAUCUAAGCAUCAAAUGGACAUCAAGAGUGCACCUGAGAAGUAUCCAGCAUUACCCUUUUUGAAGCAUAGUGGCAGGAUCAUGGAAGGAGUGCUGCACUGCUUUAUUGCCCUGUGACCCUUCUCUUCGGAUCAAAUGGAGAAUUUUAACCUCUGAGGACAAAAUGGCCAAAAUGGAGGUCAAGACGUCGCUUUUAGACGACAUGAUAGGGGUGGGAGAUAUGGUUCUUUUAGAGCCACUUAAUGAAGAGUCCUUCAUCAAUAACCUGAAGAAGCGCUUUGAUCACGAUGAAGUUUAUACGUACAUUGGCAGCGUGGUGAUAUCAAUAAACCCCUACAGAUCUCUACCCAUUUAUACUCCAGAGAAAGUAGAAGAAUACAGAAACCGAAACUUCUAUGAACUCAGUCCUCACAUCUUCGCUCUGUCUGAUGAAGCUUACAGGUCUUUAAGGGACCAGGACAAAGACCAAUGCAUCCUUAUUACGGGAGAGAGUGGAGCUGGGAAAACAGAGGCAAGCAAACUUGUCAUGUCAUAUGUAGCUGCUGUGUGUGGAAAAGGGGCAGAGGUUAAUCAAGUAAAAGAACAACUUUUGCAAUCAAAUCCAGUCCUUGAAGCUUUUGGCAAUGCGAAAACUGUGCGGAAUGACAACUCCUCUAGAUUCGGAAAAUACAUGGAUAUUGAGUUUGAUUUCAAGGGUGACCCACUUGGGGGAGUAAUAAGCAACUAUCUGCUAGAGAAGUCUCGUGUUGUUAAGCAGCCAAGGGGUGAAAGAAACUUCCACAUUUUCUAUCAGAUCCUGUCUGGUGCAUCGGAUGAGUUUCUCUGCAAACUCAAGCUGGAGAGGGACUUCAGCAGAUACAACUACCUGGGCCUUGAUUCUGCCAGAGUGAAUGGAGUGGAUGAUGCUUCAAACUUCAGAACAGUCAGGAAUGCAAUGCAGAUUGUCGGGUUUAUGGAUCAUGAAACACAGUCGGUUUUUGAAGUAGUGGCAGCCGUUUUGAAAUUGGGAAAUAUCGAAUUUAAGCCUGAAUCUCGUGCAAAUGGCCUAGAUGAAAGUAAAAUCAAAGAUAAAAAUGAACUCAAGGAAAUCUGCGAGCUGACAGGUAUAGACCAGUCUGUAUUGGAGAGAGCUUUCAGCUUCAGGACGGUUGAGGCCAAACAAGAGAAAGUUUCAACAACACUAAAUGUGGCUCAGGCUUAUUAUGCCCGUGAUGCUCUGGCUAAGAAUUUAUACAGUCGGCUGUUCUCCUGGCUUGUUACCAGGAUCAAUGAGAGCAUUAAGGCACAAACAAAAGUGAGAAAGAAGGUAAUGGGGGUGCUGGACAUCUAUGGCUUUGAAAUUUUUGAGGACAACAGCUUUGAGCAAUUCAUUAUCAACUACUGUAAUGAGAAGUUGCAGCAGAUCUUCAUUGAGCUUACCCUCAAAGAAGAGCAGGAGGAAUACAUCCGAGAGGGGAUUGAAUGGACUCAUAUCGAAUAUUUCAACAAUGCUAUCAUUUGUGACCUAAUAGAAAAUCACCAAACUGGAAUCCUGGCCAUGCUGGAUGAAGAAUGCCUGAGACCAGGAACUGUUACUGAUGACACCUUUUUAGAAAAACUGAACCAGGUGUGUGCCACUCACCAGCAUUUUGAGAGCAGGAUGAGCAAGUGCUCCCGGUUCCUCAACGACACCUCCCUGCCUCACAGCUGCUUCAGGAUUCAGCAUUACGCUGGCAAGGUUAUGUACCAGGUGGAAGGAUUUGUUGACAAAAAUAAUGAUCUUCUGUACCGUGACCUCUCCCAGGCCAUGUGGAAGGCCAACCACUCCCUUAUCAAAGCGUUGUUCCCAGAAGGAAACCCUGCUAAGAUCAAUCUGAAGAGACCACCAACGGCAGGUUCACAGUUCAAGGCUUCAGUUGCUACCCUGAUGAAAAAUCUCCAGACAAAAAAUCCAAACUACAUCAGGUGCAUCAAGCCCAAUGACAAAAAGGCUGCGCACAAUUUCAACGAUGCCCUGGUGUGCCACCAGAUCCGGUACCUCGGGCUCCUGGAGAACGUGCGGGUCAGGAGGGCGGGCUACGCCUUCCGGCAGCCCUACGAGGCCUGCCUGGAGAGGUACAAAAUGCUCUGCAAGCAGACCUGGCCCCACUGGAAAGGGCCAGCCAGGGCUGGAGUAGAGGUGCUGUUUAAUGAAUUGGGAAUCCCUGAAGAGGAAUUUUCAUUCGGUAGAUCAAAGAUAUUCAUCCGCAACCCAAGAACACUCUUUAAACUAGAAGACCUGAGAAAGCAGCGUUUGGAGGACUUGGCUACUCUAAUUGGAAAGAUUUACAGAGGUUGGAAGUGCCGUACUCGCUUCUUGUUAAUGAAAAGAAGCCAGACUGUGAUCGCUUCCUGGUACAGGAGAUACGCACAACAAAAGAAAUACCAGAAGACAAAGAGUUCGACUAUUACAAUACAGUCCUACGUCAGAGGGUGGAAGGCUCGGAAGCUUCUUCGGGAGCUCAAGCAUCUGAAGCGCUGUAAUGAGGCCGCCACAGUAAUUGCUGCUUAUUGGCAUGGUACCCAGGCACGAAGGGAACUGAGACGACUGAAAGACGAGGCUAGAAAUAAACAUGCUAUUGCUGUUAUUUGGGCUUUCUGGCUUGGAUAUAAGGCUCGGCGGGAGUUGAAACGCUUGAAGGAGGAGGCUAGGCGUAAGCAUGCUGUGGCACUCAUUUGGGCUUACUGGCUUGGACUGAAGGUCCGCAGAGAAUACAGGAAAUUCUUCAGAGCCAAUGCUGGGAGAAAAAUUUAUGACUUUACCGUUCAGAGACUUAUGCAAAAGUACUUCUUGGAAAUGAAGAAUAAGAUGCCUUCUUUAUCACCAAUAGAUAAAAACUGGCCAGCGAGGCCUUACCUUUUCUUGGAUUCAACUCACAAGGAGCUGAAGAGGAUUUUCCAUUUGUGGAGGUGUAAAAAGUACAGAGAUCAGUUCACAGAUCAGCAGAAGCUUGUAUAUGAGGAAAAACUGGAAGCAAGUGAACUUUUCAAGGACAAGAAGGCUUUAUAUCCAGCCAGUGUUGGGCAGCCGUUCCAAGGGUCUUACUUGGAGAUCAGCGAGAACCCCAAGUACAAAAAACUCAAAGAUGCCGUGGAUGAAAAGAUCAUCAUUGCAGAAGUUGUGAACAAGAUCAAUAGAGCCAAUGGGAAGGCUGCAUCCAGGAUUUUCUUAUUAACCAAAAAUUAUGUUCUUCUUGCUGAUCAAAAAUCUGGGACUAUCAAGUCAGAGGUUCCACUGGGAGACGUGACCAAAGUGUCCAUGAGCUCCCAAAAUGAUGGAUUCUUUGCAGUGCACCUCAAGGAGGGUUCAGAAGCCGCCAGUAAAGGAGAUUUCCUGCUCAGCAGUGAUCACCUUAUUGAGAUGGCCACUAAACUUUACCGCACUACUCUCAGCCAAACCAAACAGAAGCUCAACAUUGAGAUAUCUGAUGAGUUCCUGGUCCAGUUCAAACAAGACACAGUGUGUGUGAAGUUCAUACAAGGCAGCCAGAAAAACGGCAACAUCCCAACUUGCAAGCGAAAAAACAAUCGGCUUCUCGAAGUGGCUGUCCCUUAACUGCAGCUGGUGACUCUCCCUUUCAUGGACUUGUUUCUCUGUAAUAGUGCAAUUUUAGUGGUUUGGUUUUGCUAUUUUUAUCCUUUUCUGGAGCUGUUGAUGGCUAAUAGCUUUAGAAACCCUUGGCAAAACAUUUGAUCGAUCGACUUUGAAAUCUUUUUGCUCGUGCCAGAGUUUUAACCCUCAUAAUGCAGAUUUUUGUCCAGUGAGGCGUUUUUACCAGCUGGCACAUAUCUGUCAUACAACCAAUCAUUCCCUUUGUUUAGCAGCCGUAUUUUAGUGCAGCAUAUCAUAAACCCACAUAUUAAUGAUAAUUUACUCAUAUUCCUUAGUGCAGAGAUCUGCUUAACAGGAAUUAUACAGGGCCUUGGUGCUGGGUGGCCAUUGUGUCCUUUUAUCCCAAGCUGUCCAGGUGUCCUCGUGUCCCGCCCCUGUGCAGACCAGCACAGCAGAGGCUGAUACAACUACUCCUGUAGCUCACACUAGGACCUGUGGAACUCUGCCUUCCCAUCAGCACAGCGCAGCGACAUCUAAUUCUGCAAAAUAGAAGGAAUAGAUGAUUGCACAAGCAGCUACAUGCAUAAUUUUGUAGUAAAACAUGCGGAAAUUUCGAAACAGCAUUUUUAAUUAGGUCAGAUGUUUUUAAUGACUUUAUAAAGUAGGGAUCAGCAGAAUUAAAGAAGCUUUUUCUUUUCUUUUUUUUUUCACAGAAGCUUUAAAGUUCAAGGCGUAUUUUCUGUUCUGCUCUUCUUCUUUUAAAUUAUGAGUUAAGAUUAGAGCCUGAAAAAUGCAAUAGUAUUCAUAACACAAGUAAGUGCUAGUUAUUUAAACAGUUAGUUAUCAAGUGAAAGGUUUGAGCCUUUCUUUUAAAUAUUGGCAUGUACAAUGUGCAAUAAAGCAUACGUGACAUUUUGUGAGAUUAUUUAUAAUACACUUUUGUGUGGAAGAGAGAGGAUUGGUGCAGACUGCAAAGACAGUAUAGGGGUUAAAACAGAUCUGUGUUGUUAAUUUGCGGUUUUUAGAGUGUACACUACAGUUGUCAAUUUGGGAAGAAUACUUAGAAUUAAAAAAAAAAUCCUUAAUUUGGGGGUCUGUAUAUAAAUUGGUAUUAUGGUAAUAAAACUGUUCUAAUUCCGUGCUGUUUGGUACUGCUAUGUUAUAACCAUAUUUUUGUACUCCAAACUAUUUUAUAUAACUCCAUGUGCCUGAUGUAAAUGCGUGCACAGAAAAUACAAUCAAGGGCCGCGUUAUAAACCCUCAGUGUAACCGAUUGCACUUAAUCUUCUAUAAGCCAGAAGCAUCAGCUGAAAUCCCUGAGAGGGGGGAUGAUUUUCCAGAGGGAAGGAACUGCUCACGUGAAGGGUUUGUGGGAUGUGACCGUGAUUUGUCGAUGCGAGGACGGAGAGAGUGCGUUGUAUCUUUGCAGUCUGAUAUAGGACAGAGUUAAGACCCUGGCUAUCUGAUGUGCAGUGCUGGAAGUCCAAGCAUAAAUAAAAGAAAGAGAAUGAAAA
Molecule: messenger RNA, 6315 nt
Organism: Hirundo rustica (Barn swallow)
Lineage: Eukaryota; Metazoa; Chordata; Aves; Passeriformes; Hirundinidae
Gene: MYO1B
Product: myosin IB
Exons: 38
Coding region: 1394-4804 (1136 amino acids)
Biological process (GO): actin filament organization; vesicle transport along actin filament
Cellular component (GO): microvillus; brush border; cytoplasm
Molecular function (GO): actin filament binding; ATP binding; microfilament motor activity
Source: RefSeq, a predicted model, not a curated record